AUGAAUUUGGUUGGGUUUGUACAUGAUAUGGACAAUUAUGGUGAUAUUAUAGAUUGUGUUUUGUCUCAUCAACAACCAGCUUUUGACCAUCCUCAGUUGAAGGGACGAAAGCCAUUGGAUCCACCAGAUAGGCCAAAAGCUCAUAAAGAUAAUCCUAAUAGUAUGGACUCAAAAAAUUAUCAGUCAUGGAGCUUGUCAGGCAAAUCAUGUCCAGAAGGAACUAUUCCAAUAAGAAGAACAACCGAGCAUGAUAUGCUAAGAGCUAGCUCUGUUCGAAGAUUUGGAAAGAAACUUAAAAUACAUGUUAGAAGAGAUUCAGGCAGCAAUGGCCACGAGAUUAUUUGGUUUGGGCAACAUGCAGUUGGGUAUGUGAGUGGAGAGCAGUAUUAUGGGGCAAAAGCCAACAUAAAUGUGUGGGCACCUCGAGUUUCAAAUCAAUACGAAUUUCGCUUGUCACAAUUGUGGGUCAUUUCUGGUUCAUUUGGUGAUGACCUCAAUACCAUCGAAGCUGGUUGGCAGGUUAGCCCGGAGCUGUACGAGGACAACUAUCCUAGAUUCUUUACUUACUAA
Humulus lupulus (European hop) is the source of this 570-nucleotide messenger RNA. Its product is annotated as protein neprosin-like. The record is from RefSeq and is a predicted model, not a curated record. The transcript has 5 exons. Lineage: Eukaryota; Viridiplantae; Streptophyta; Magnoliopsida; Rosales; Cannabaceae. Bases 1 to 570 code for a protein of 189 amino acids.